Messenger RNA from Echinops telfairi (small Madagascar hedgehog), 1804 nucleotides. It is a transcript of the gene PSTPIP2, whose product is annotated as proline-serine-threonine phosphatase interacting protein 2. NCBI's taxonomy places the organism in Eukaryota, Metazoa, Chordata, Mammalia, Afrosoricida, Tenrecidae. Gene Ontology annotation, cellular component: actin filament; plasma membrane; cytoplasm. Gene Ontology annotation, molecular function: actin filament binding. The record is from RefSeq and is a predicted model, not a curated record. Gene Ontology annotation, biological process: actin filament polymerization. The coding region runs from base 1 to 978 and encodes 325 amino acids. The transcript is spliced from 15 exons.
AUGACUAGCUCGGACAUCCUCAGCACCAUCGGUUAUGACAACAUCAUCCAGCAUCUGAACAAUGGCCGCAAGAACUGCAAAGAGUUCGAAGACUUCUUAAAAGAAAGGGCAUCCAUUGAAGAGAGAUAUGGCAAAGACCUGCUCAACCUCUCUAGGAAGAAGCCAUGUGGACAAUAUGAGAUCAACACUCUGAAGCGGGCCCUUGACAUCUUCAAGCAGCAAGUUGACAACGUGGCACAAUGUCACAUUCAGCUCGCACAGACUCUGAGAGAAGAGGCCAGGAAAAUGGAAGAAUUCAGGGAAAAGCAAAAGCUACAGCGGAAAAAGACAGAGCUUAUCAUGGAUGCUGCCCACAAACAAAAGAGCUUGCAAUUCAAGAAAACCAUGGACGCAAAGAAAAGCUACGAGCAGAAAUGCCGGGACAAGGAUGAAGCUGAGCAGGCCGUCCAGAGGAAUGCCUGCCAGGUGAACCCGAAGCAACAAGAAAAGCUUUUUGUGAAGUUGGCGACGUCAAAGACUGCAGCAGAAGAUGCUGAUAAAGCCUAUAUGCUGCACAUCACCACGCUGGAGAGGGUCCGGGAAGAGUGGCAGAGCGAGCACAUCAAGGCCUGCGAGGCAUUUGAGGCUCAAGAGUGUGAGCGGAUAAACUUCUUCCGGAAUGCACUGUGGUUACAUGUGAAUCAGCUGUCACAACAAUGUGUCACAAGCGAUGAUAUGUAUGAAAAAGUCCGCAAGAGCUUGGAAAUAUGCAGCAUCGAGAACGACAUUGAGUACUUUGUGAAUCAACGGAAAACUGGGCAGAGUCCACCAGCACCGAUCUUGUACGAGAACUUCUACAGCCCCCAGAAGAGUGCAUCCCCACCAGGAAAGCCGACGGGACCUAACGUGCCGAGGAGAGGACCUCUCCCACUUCCUAGAAAUGCACCAGAUGAUCCAGAAUAUUCUUUGGUUGACAACUACAGUCUGCUCUAUCAGUAGCCUCAAUGUGCUUCUACGGCAUGGAAGGAGGCACCUGGAGUGGCCACAUCUAUAGCCAAUGCGUGUCAAUCACAAAGACACUGAAGUGAAACUUUGCAGUAAUUUUUUGAUAUUUUAAAAUUUGUGGUAGAUCAACUUUAGCUAGUAGGGGCUCUGCCAAUUUCUGAAGAAGUUUAUAAAUUGCCUAGCCUGAAGAAUCACCGUUCCCAAUGAAGAAUCACCCAUUCCCAAUCAAUUACUAAAGUUGUGAGUGCAUUGUGCUUUUGGCUUGGGAAGCCAGAGAAGUUUGGGGAUUCCGUGCAGAAGAACUUGCACCAGCAGCCUGUUGACCAGACUCCUUUGGGUUGUCAAGAGCAGCAGAGGAUGGUGGCUUGGCUAUGGAUUUCCACAGGUGCACACUCUCCAUGCAAGCAUUUAACUCGUCCUCCUUUGCGAUGGUGGACCUAGAAGCCAACUGAUCACACAGGCGGUUUUACAGAUGAGGAAGCCAGGUCCAUGCAUGUUCAACCAAUUUCUUCAGCUGGUUAGAGGCAGAACCAGAACCCGAGCCCAGGCUCAUCCUACAUCGCCUUCUUCUCACCUGGCUGGAGGCUCCAAGGCUCAUGCUGAGACACCAAACAUUUUCGCCAGCAUUGUUUUCAGUUGGGAAAGUUGCCUUAUUUAAAACGUCAGCUUUAUUUUAAUGCAGAUCUCAUGGUGGACUGAAUGCAUCUAAAAAGCCAUCAGUUGUAAAGCACAGCGUUGUUUUAUUUACCACCAAGAAGGGUGAGGUGGGAGAGUUGCCAAUAAACCUGAGGGAAGUCAUUGAUGGCUAAGACCAUACAAA